AGCAGUUUUCCUGCAGCCACUGGCCACGGAGCCCAAGCCUGCCUUUCCUUUCGUUCUGGAUCCUGCUGCAAACCCAGCAACAUGAGCCUCCCAGUGGCCUUAGCAGGACCCCGACCUCGGCCCAUGCGCGGUCUCUUGCUCCUGGGACUGCUGCUACUGCUCGCUGUGGUACCAGCCACCAGCGAUAAACCUGAAGAAGAAAGAGAGGAAGACUUGCAUUGCGUUUGUGUGAAGACCACCUCCCGCGUCCGUGCCAGACAGGUCACCAGCCUGGAGUUGAUCAAGGCGGGACCGCAUUGCCCCACUGCCCAACUGCUAGCCACGCUGAAGAACGGGAGGAAACUUUGCCUGGACCCAAAGGCGCCCCUAUAUAACAAAAUGAUCAAGAAACUUUUAGAGGGGUAACUACUGGUUGCCUACCUUUGCUCUCUCACCUUUUUUUUUUUUCCAUUCCCUUUCUAUCAACUUGCGCAAGAAUUUUCUGAUGUUUAUACCAUCUUCCAAAUUUCAAAUAAACAAAUAAAAAGAA
This is a messenger RNA of Ochotona princeps (American pika), 529 nucleotides long. RefSeq names its product platelet factor 4. The coding region runs from base 82 to 405 and encodes 107 amino acids. Gene Ontology annotation, molecular function: CXCR chemokine receptor binding; chemokine activity. Gene Ontology annotation, cellular component: extracellular region. Gene Ontology annotation, biological process: chemokine-mediated signaling pathway; antimicrobial humoral immune response mediated by antimicrobial peptide; cellular response to lipopolysaccharide. The transcript has 3 exons. Lineage: Eukaryota; Metazoa; Chordata; Mammalia; Lagomorpha; Ochotonidae. The record is from RefSeq and is a predicted model, not a curated record.